AUGGGUUGCUGGCGAUAUGGUUGGAAGCGUGCCGGAUCCACUUUUUGCUAUAAUGCGACGGCGGUUUGGCACGAUCUCGGGGAUUGGCCGGAGGAGCCGAUCGAGCUGGACGUGCAGGCCAGCGAUAGCAUCCAAUGGCUCGUCAACUUCUACCUUGAUGAGCAGCCCGAUCGAAGGAAUCGUAUCGGCAAUGAUCAACUUGUUGAGCGCAGUUCCGACUUCAAAUACCAGGAGAAAUGGCUGCCGACGACGACAAGCACCACCACCACUACGACCACCACCGAGCCGGAGCCGACGGAGAGUGAAGAAGACAAACUGCGCCACCAGCUGGCCAUCGAGCAGGCCGACGCGGCCUACUACCGCUUCAUGCUGCUGUUCAUCAGCUUCGCGGUGGCGGUGGCGAUUUUGGGCACCUCGCACUACAUCAAGUACCGCACCGAGGUCAAGGGGCAGAGGCUGUACGGCCCCCACCCGACCGUCAACAAAACUCCGCCCAGCACGCCAGCCCCGAAGCCGGAAGAGCCGCCGAAGUCCGUCUACGUUCCGCCCUCCUCCAAUGAUGCCCCACUC
This is a messenger RNA of Mesorhabditis spiculigera, 570 nucleotides long. The record is from the annotation of a GenBank genome assembly. Lineage: Eukaryota; Metazoa; Nematoda; Chromadorea; Rhabditida; Rhabditidae.